Messenger RNA from Moneuplotes crassus, 3471 nucleotides. NCBI's taxonomy places the organism in Eukaryota, Ciliophora, Spirotrichea, Euplotida, Euplotidae. The record is from the annotation of a GenBank genome assembly.
CAAAAAUGGAAGAACAAAAAGAAGUACUGAUCUGUUGUAAGCCAGGCUGUUCUGUGAAGUUGCUAUACUGGUCGGAAGAGGAGGAAAGAGGGGUGUGUAUUAAGCAUUGGCAGGAUGAAGAGGGGGAUUUGAGCAAGGUGUGGAGGAUUACUGGCCAGAGUUAUGAGGAUGUGUUGAAGUGAAGAGAUGAGAUUAUGAUGCUAAUCGAAAAAUGGAAAGACGAUGAAAAUAACUCUCGAGAUAAAUGUACUGGCACUGAGUUUCUCGAUAUAUCUUUAAAAAUUAUUGAAGAAAAUUUUGAUAAGCUUAAGGAAUAUCUAGAAAAUGAAGAGCUUUGCAAGUUUUCAGAAGCCAAUAAUGGAUGUAAAUGAAAGUUAUCUUCAGACCAAGUUUCAAAUGCUAGAAAACUACCCCCUCAUGAAGGUUAUAUGCGUUAUCUAGACCCAGAAACACUAUUCAAGCUUGUAUCGAUUCCAAUAGAGAGAAUUAAGGAUGAAUCUGGACUACAAGAUCCAUCUUUAAAGGAAGAUAAUCAACACAUACCAGAUGAAAACAUUCAAGAAGUUAUAGAUAAGGUGAACAACGAGAUAGAGGAAAUUCUUAAGAAGAAAAUACUUUUAUCUCCUAAGAAUUGGAAGCUGUUCAAUGGAUAUUUCAAGAAAUUAGAGAAGGAAGGAAAUAUCGAACAGACUGGAAACUUUCAUUCUCAAUCAUUAUCUAAAACUUUAUGAUUUGAGAUGAUUUCAAAUGCUUUUAUUUUAUUUAAUACAAAAGCUAAAUUGAGUAUAUAAUAGAGCCAAAAGGAGAAUUAGGAACAAAAAUUAAUAAUCUACAUAUUUUUAAGAAUGGUUUUAAAGAGUACCAAUACAAGACAAAAGGAAGCAUGCUGACAGGUAUUAAAGAUUCAGAACAACUCUAUAAAUUCAUGCUCAUCAUUUCUUUCAGAAGAUUAGCGAGAUUGCAAAAUCUCGAAAAAUCACCAGAAUUAGAUAGAGCAAAUCUUUUGACUACUGAUAGUAAAUUCUUCUUUCGAAGGAUUUUUGAAUUUCGGGAUAAGGAAGAAAAGAUUCAAGAGAAUAUUUAUGACAAUACUCUUCCUAAGGAUAAUGAUAACAAACUUCCAUGUGAGCAUGAUGACUGUCAGCUUCCCUCUUUCUAUUACCUCCCUGAAUAUGAGAUUAAGCUCUGCUUUUUACAUCGGUUCCAUAGUGAUUAUAAAGAUUUAUCAAAAUGAAUUUGCCUCCGACCUCAUAAUCUCCUUGAAACCUUUAAGAUAACAAAGAAGCCAAUUCCAAAGGAUAUAAGACAGAGUUUGCUUAUUGGUGGUGAAGCUUCAGCUGGCAAAGACAUUAUCUUAAGUAAUAUUGAUUAUUUUAAGGAAUUUAUCCAGAACGAACUCAUACUUCACUGAUUUGAUAAUGAAAAGAAAUCUCUUAAAAAUAAGCAGUCUCAAGAUUCUACCUAUUUUGAAGAUGAUCUGAUUUCAGCUAUGUGAAAUAAUAAGAAUAACCUGUCUUACUUAUAAUUCCUGCUCUGAAUGCUCAUAAAUUCAGCAAAGAUCAAAAGGAUAUUAAACUGAAAAUUAUGGUCUAUGAAGAAAUUAGUGAAAAAGGUAUAUCGAUUGAAGAUAUCAUCAAAAGAGAUAUUGAGAAUGAAGAAAAUUUUGAUACUCAAGAUGAUACUAACUCAGAUGAACUUGAAGAUUCAACCGCAAAAGGAACAGAUUCUCAAGAUAAAAGCUCUGAUCAUAACCUUUCUUCCCCAAAAGACCCCAAAUCUCCGCAUGAACCAAUCGAAGAGGAUAAAGCACCUCAGGACAAUCCUCCCAUUCAGAAUCAACAACCACCUAAAAAUGAGGAAUCAAAACAUUCCAAAUUAAAUCAGAAUGAAGAAGAAUCCGAAUCUGAAUCAGAUAAUAUCUCAGAUUAUAAGGAAGAAGAAAAUAAAUCCCUACGAAGUUUUGUUGAACAAGAGUCAUCACAAAAUUUUAGUAAUGAUUCAAAAUCAAAACGCAUGGAAGAAUAUACCAAUUUUAAUGAGUCAGAACAAGAAGAGAGCAAAGAUGAGGGUUACGACUCCAGAGGAAUACCAUAUUCUGAGGAAGAGAAGGUAGAAUACAAUGUUAAAAUCAAUAAAUUAUAUCAAAAAAUAGAACAGAAGAUUCUCCUGAAAUAUCAUUUGUUCUUUAAUUCUAAUAAGGGAAUAUAUCAAAAUAUUGAGGAUAACGAAGAAUUCCAAAAAGAGUACCUAGCCCUAUUUGAUGCUGAGAUAGAGGAAGAACUGGUAGAAAUCUUGAAAAUUCAAUUUACUAAAGAGUAUUCAGAUAAGCUAAAAGAGAUUAUCCAUGACAAAGAACUCAUAAUUGAUUUUAGGAAUGACAGGGAUUAUAAAUUUUUCUCAGAAUUCAAAUACAUUAUUAAACUUAAGAAAGUUGAAUUUACUAAUGUUCCAAAGGAAGACAAGCAUAUACAAGUUUAUCUUCUACAAUACUUUCCUGAAUUUUGUGAUUCUUUAACGUUUAAACUUGAAAAUAAAACCAAGAAAGAUGGCAUCAAUUUCUAUUUUGAUGGGCUUAAACAAAUCAGCUCAAGAAUAAAAUAAAGACUUAAAUCUUUGGUAUUGUAAACUCAACCAAGAUCAAAUAGUCAGUCUUUUUGAAGAAUGGAAAGAUAUUAAGAAAAUUGAAUUCAACUGAUGUGAACUUAAUCUUAAAUCAGUCCCUAAUCUUGGUGAUUCACUAAAAUAUUCAAAAAUCGAAACAUUUAAGCUAUGAUACUGAGGAGACUGGAAGCUUAACAGAUACCAAUUUGUAAACUUAGCCCAAGGACUAUACCAGAUCAAACACUUCUUCCAAAACCUCAAAUCCCUUUACAUCUGGGGCAAUAAAAUCUCCAAACAAGAAGUACUCCAAAUCCUCCAAUCCUGCUCCUCCCCAGUCACCCCAGUCACCCCCCUCACCACUCCAAAACCCAUACUCCAAUCCUCUUCCCCCACUUCCACAACUUCUUCAAGUUCCUCUUCCUCCAAGAUUCCAAGUGAGCAUCCAGCCCAAGCAGAGUCGUUAGCGGUCAACCUGAAGAAAAUAGAUAUUUACUGCAGUACGAAGGAUUUUGUGAAGAGAAGAUAAGUGAGAAUAGAGAGUUAAGAUUUGAUGAGAUAAGAUUUAAAGGAAAAAUUUUGCUCGGACAUAAAGUGUUAGCCUAUUUAAUCCUUUCUCUCUAAACCUCAUCUGUUCAUUGUUUAACUUUAUUGAAUGCCCAAACGGGUUUUCUUAAAAAUCUCUCGUGUAGCUUGACUGUAGGUUGAUUUUGGUUGUCUCAAGGAGAGUUACAGCUGAAGAAUAAGAAGCCAGGCUAAUAAAAUUGGGAUUUAGGGUAUGUGGGGUUUAGAGGAGGUAAAAGAAUUCGUUGUGUUUGUUAGGUUAAAUUGUGAUAUAGAUAUUUGCAUUUAGGAGUUAUUAAUAAUAAUAUG